Messenger RNA from Setaria italica (foxtail millet), 661 nucleotides. Its product is annotated as 11 kDa late embryogenesis abundant protein. Gene Ontology annotation, biological process: embryo development ending in seed dormancy. The transcript has a single exon. Lineage: Eukaryota; Viridiplantae; Streptophyta; Magnoliopsida; Poales; Poaceae. The record is from RefSeq and is a predicted model, not a curated record. Bases 100 to 561 code for a protein of 153 amino acids.
AAUACCUUCGAGUAAAGAGCCGAGUAGAAUAGCUUGAGCAGACGACGAAGCUACCUGCAGCGAGAGCAAGAGGGUAAGAUCGAGAAAGAGCAAGCAGCCAUGCAGGCCGGGAAGAGCGUGAUGGAGGCGACCAAGGAGGCCGCGGCGAACCUGGGCGCGUCGGCGAACGCCGGCAUGCAGAAGACCCGCGCCGCCGUGCAGGGCCAGGUGGAGAAAGCCACGGCGCACAACGCGUCGGACAAGGCCGCUGCGGAGGCGAACCAGCGGGAGCGCGUGCGCGCCGCGGAGGAGGAGAAGCAGGGCGCGAUGCGCGCGAACGCGGCCGCCAAGGAGCGCGCCACUGGCGCGCACCCGUCGCAGGGCGCGCCGGGCAUCGUUGACGCCGCCCACCACCAGCAGGGCCACGGGGCCGCCCCGGCGGGCGGGCACGUCGAGGCUGGCGUCGGCGAGACCCGGCCCGUCGCGAGGGCCACCGGAGCGGCGCGGCCCAGCGCCGCGCACAACCCGCACGUCGGGAGCGACUUCUCCCAGGCGCGCGGCACCGGCGGGCAGUACCAGUGAGAGGCUCAGCUGUGUGUGCGCGUGCGUAUUCUCAUCAUCGUUUGACGUAUGUGGACAGAUAUGCUUGUACCAUAUAAAUAAGUUUGUGCGUGUCUAAUAA